This is a messenger RNA of Microdochium trichocladiopsis, 1429 nucleotides long. RefSeq lists its product as uncharacterized. The coding region runs from base 1 to 1212 and encodes 403 amino acids. The transcript has a single exon. NCBI's taxonomy places the organism in Eukaryota, Fungi, Ascomycota, Sordariomycetes, Xylariales, Microdochiaceae. The record is from RefSeq and is a predicted model, not a curated record.
AUGUGGUCCGCCUCUAUGCGCGAUGCCCUGUGCUACUACAACAAGGCGGUCUGUCGCCUCCACGCGCGAAUUCCUGCCAGCGCUGGCGGCGAGAUCGAGACGACGUUGCUCUGCUGUCUCCUCCUCGCCGCCUUCGAGCUGCUCCGGGGCUACCACAGGGAGUCCCAGGUCCAUCUCCACGGUAGUGCAGGCCUCCUCCAGACGUGGCAGGAUAGUCAGAACGGCAGCCGUGGCGGAUCCUUAUGGUCGCCCCGGGCUUACUUCAUCCGCGAGAAGCUGGGCCCCUUGUUCUAUCGCAUGGCAUUCCAGGCCAGCCUGUUUGGCCAUGUACAGCCAACGUCUUCGUCGUGGCCGAAACACGGACCCGGGGGCGCCACGUUGGUGGCCUUCAUCAGCGACACCCACGACAGCAACAAGAAAAGGAUCACUCACGAUGAUGCCAGACUGCGCAUCGCCAGCCCAACAGAGGCUCGCGAUACGCUGUACUGGCUGAUCUGGCAUUUGCACCUGUUGCCCGAGGGCCGACACCAUCUCCUCAAGGGCGCUCAAACACAGCGGGCGAGGGCCAAGGGCCAGGACAGCUUCAUCAGAGGCCUGCAACAGUGGCAAGACACUCUCUUCGAGUACCUCGAGAGACAGUCCGCCGGCGGCGGCACGAGCUCCACCAUGCUGAAGCUGCUUUACGCGGCGGCGCGCGUCAUCAUCCCCACCUUCACGUCGAAAGACCAGAUGGCCUUUGACAACUUUGCCACGCAGUUCCGCGACAUGACGGACCUGGCCGAGGCCUUGCUUUUCCCACCACCCUCGCCCCAGCCUCCGUCCUCGUCGGCGCGCCGCGACGACGUCCCGUGCUUCUUCUCCCUGGACAUGGGCGUGCUGUAUCUGCUGUACCACGUGGUCAUCCGGUGCCGCGUGAGGGCCACGCGGCAUCGGGCGCUCGCGCUGCUGUGGCGCGCCCCGGCCUGGCGCGAGGGCGUGUGGGACGGCGCGGCGACGGCGCUAAUGGCCGGGCGCAUCGUCGCCCUCGAGGAGCAGGCGGCUCGGCGGCAGGGUGCCCAGACUGGCGCGGACGGCGAGGGCAGCUUCUUCAUCCCGGCGUCGGCGCGCGUGUGUUCGGUCAGGGCCGAGACCGAUCUGGAAAACCGCAAGGUUGUAUUGCGGUGUGGGUGGCAGGAGGACACGUGGUGCAGCGAGGAGCUGUUAACAUGGUGAUCUGUCUCGGCAAGGUAACUAGCAACCUUUUGUGGCCCCGUGAUAGCUAGCACAUAUUGUCCCCUAAUCUGGCUGAGAAGCAUAAGACACAAGAAGCUUCAGCCUUGUCCACAGCUCGAGAACGUUGUUGAUGACAAGGCUCGAGUGGGUUUCGUGAUCGCGGCCUUCUUACACGACUACUGGCUGGGUAUACAAGUCUAUCUGUCUGCAUAGGGGG